AGGAGAAGGGGCCCUCUUUCUAACCCUACACAAGACAAGUAAGGGCACUCUGGCUUGAUUCUUUUUAAGGAACUUAAGAAGACUGAUUCAUGAUGCAUCACCACACCAAAAAAACCUUUGCCCACAGUGCCCACUCAACUUUUAGGCUGUAACCUCUAAAAGUUAUAUUGCUCAUUGCUAUGAUAAAUAAAGUGACUGAGUGGUUGAUAGAUGUUUUUCUUUCAUAUGGUAAUAAUAAAGCUACUAAAGUUGGUUCUUGGCUGAUAUUAUUGUUAGGUGGGGCAGAUGAUGUAACAGAGUUUUGGUGUAAUCCAGACUUUACAAGAUCUAGACUUAUUCAAUAUGGAACAACAUCAUUUUUGGCAUCAGUGGUCUUUCCUGAUCAUCCUCUUGGUGAGAAGGAGGACAAAAUCCUGAAAAUACUUGAAAGCCAUGUGGGACUUAUUGAUGGAAAUGGAGCAGUUUUAGAAGGAAUCCAUUCUGAGGGACCCAUUAUCACAGAUCUUGGUGCUAUGCCACAAAGUUAUAACGAAAUGACCACUGAUGAGUUUGAGCAGCUCCUUGAUAAGAUGCCUCAUUUGAAAGUCAUGACGAUCAGCCCUCAUGCAGAAGCAUCUCACAAUUACAACAGAAUUAAAUGCCUGCUGAGAAGGGAAGUGGUCCCAGCCCUUGGCCAUGAUAAACAGGCCACUGAGGAGGAAAUUCUCACUGCUUUGUCACUCAGCAAAAGUCAACAGCUUCAUUUGACACAUCUUUUUAAUGUCUGUUCCUUCCAUCACAGAUCUCCAGGUCUUGUUAACUUUGGACUCCUGGAUGAAUUGCCAAACCUUUCUAAGUAUAGAGGAAUAAAAACCCCAACAGUAGAAAUCAUAGGAGAUCUAGCACAUGUAGAUCCUAUGGCUGUUUCAUUAUUGUUAAAAGCCCGCCACUUCAAAAACAUUGCCUUUAUAACAGACUGUGUUCUAGAAGGCAUCCCUGGAAAAACUGUCAAGUAUGGAAGCAAACAAAUUCAGGUUUCUCCCAGUGGCCGUACUCUGUCAAUUGCAGGAACAAAUACCUUGGCUGGAAGUUGUGGCACUCUCCUUGGUGCUUUUCACUCCCUGAUUCACAUAUUUUGAGUUCCUUUGGGAGAUGCUGUAGCAAUGUUAUCUGAAAACCCUGCCAGAAUUGCAAAGAUCUCCCAUACAGGACUCAUAGAAGUGGGAAAAAGAGCUGAUCUAUUAUUGUUUGAUACACAGUUAAACCUCUCAAGAACAAUUGUAUCUGGAAAAGUAGUUUUUCAAACAAACUAGAACUACCUCUCUAUAAAAAUGUGUAUAGAUGGUGGAGACUUCUUAAGAAAUUUGCUCAAUUUGUUUGAACUUAUAUUGGAUUCAAGUAACUUUAUAUUCAUACAAAUUAACAUUUUAAAAUGUAUAAAAGUUAUAAAAAAGACAUUUCAUGAGGUGGAUAGUUAGAUAAAUAAUUAAUAAAAAUAUUCAUAUUCACAGCCUCCUGAGGCUAAAUUACAUGACAUUUUCAAAAAGUAAGUGAUAUAUACUUUUAUUAUACUUGUGGUAGGGGUUAUCAGCUGAAGGCUGAGGGUGAUAACCCUUACAGAGACCUUGCUUAUUCUGGAUAUCACAAAAACUGAAUCUAAUAAUUGUUUUAUUAUACAUUGAAUAAAAAAAAUGGUCACAACA
This is a messenger RNA of Pocillopora damicornis (cauliflower coral), 1682 nucleotides long. RefSeq lists its product as uncharacterized. Gene Ontology annotation, biological process: N-acetylglucosamine catabolic process. NCBI's taxonomy places the organism in Eukaryota, Metazoa, Cnidaria, Anthozoa, Scleractinia, Pocilloporidae. Gene Ontology annotation, molecular function: N-acetylglucosamine-6-phosphate deacetylase activity. The record is from RefSeq and is a predicted model, not a curated record.